UUGUCAUCUGGGCAGCCACAUAUAUUACCCAGGUUUGCACCCUGGAGAGGUCACUUUACUGUUGCGAAUGCAGCACAAACAACACGGGAGGCAGUUAGAAGGUAUAAGCUCAACCCGAUUGGUGUAAGGUACAAGAUCUAUGGGUUGCCUUUGUUGGUGGGAAAGAUAAUUGCGUCGCACUGGUCAGCUACUACCAGGCAGCCCUCAGUCAAUAAAAGUGCCAAUCUGGCACUGUCCACCUUCUGCAGUGGAUGUUUGGAACCCAAAGAAUAAGAAGCAAAAGAAGCAAAAGAAAAGAAACGAACCCUCCUGCACUUAGUAAGCUGGAACAUCAGGACCAUUAUCCAGUGACCUGCUGCAGGUCAGUGACUCAUGGAAGACAGCCAUAAUUGACCCUGAGCUGAAAACAUUCAACGUCGUUUUACAGGCGACCAGACUUGCUUCGAAUGGCAGCCUCCGAGAGAAGAACGACAUGUUUUUCUGUCAAGGAGGGCAUCUGGAAGAACCGCGUAUUCCCAAAAUAAGCCUCAGAGUGAGGAACUCCCUUCUGUUUGUGACAGAACCACCCAGCGAUGGAUCAGAACACUUGCUUUCCCUCCGUCUCUCAACCACCUCUGGGGUGGUCAACAUCUUGAGCAUCUAUGCUGCCACUGUGUGCGUUGGCAUACAGACCAAGGACCAGUUCUAGGAGAAAGUAGACCAGGCUAUCAGGAAAGUUCCAGCCUCCAAACACCUAUUCCUGCUGAGAGAUUUCAGUGCCAGAGCUGGGGAUGAUCAUCACACAUGGAACAACUGCAGAGGCCUCUUUGAUAUUAUUGGCAGCAUGAGCAAAAAUGGGCAAAGUCUGCUUGAACUGUGCUCACAUCACAGCCUUUGCAUCAGGGGCCUUUGCUUUCUCUACCAAGGCCAGGGAGGAGAGGUGAAGCAUGACCUUCUCAACUAUCGCAGUGAAGAUAGCUGCAGUUUAGAGAGCAGCAGCAGCAGCAGCAGCAGCAGGGACACAGAGGCUGCCAACACCUCGGCUCCUGAAUCCACACCAGAGGAGGCACUCCUGGACUCGGCAGUGAACCGCCCCACAGUCAGAUCCAAAAUCAAGUUCACGACUGGCACUUGUGGCGAGGCCUUGUUGUACAACUGUGAGCUAUGCGGCAAAGGAUUUCGCCUGCAGCGCAUGCUGAACCGCCACACCAAGUGUCACAGUCAAGUGAAGAGGCACUUGUGCACCUUCUGUGGGAAAGGAUUCAAUGAUACUUUUGAUCUGAAAAGACACGUAAGGACACACACAGGAAUCCGCCCAUACAAAUGUGAGAUCUGCAACAAAGCCUUUACCCAGCGUUGUUCCCUGGAAUCACACCUUAAAAAGAUCCACGGAGUGCAGCAACAAUAUGCUUACAAACAACGAAGAGAUAAACUGUAUGUCUGUGAAGAUUGUGGCUACACAGGCCCAACCCAAGAGGACUUGUACAUGCACAUCAGUAAUAUUCAUCCUGGAAGUGCUCUUCUGAAGAAAACAUCCAAAAAACUUGCAGCUGUUUUGCAAAACAAACCGACCUCUCCAAUGGAGACGAGCCCAGAAGAGACUGUGGAGCAACAGUAAUACUGCACUGCAUUGUAGUGGCCAAAUGAGUUGGAAGUUUACAAUUGUCUGAAGUUGGGUUGCCAAGUGUCAUGGUCUGACAAAACGUUUUAGUGGCCCCGUUGAAAUCUCUAGAGUCUAGAGGAAGGGAAGACUGAAAUCUCUUGGGCAGGCAAGCUAGCAUCUGUUUGGCUUAAGAGAUUUUAACUAUUCUUACUGUUAGUACACACAGGCCCAUUAGAUCAGAAUCUUCCCUUGACCUGUCAGCUGCUGCCUUCAGCCUACAUCUGAUGUCACUAAACUCUGCUCAUAACCUUGCAGGAUUUACCUACUGAGCUGCAAAGCGCCAUCCUUUAAGUUCCCUAUUCUCUGAACUCUAAGAGACGUGGCGACCCUGACCAGAACUGAAUUCAAAAGGAAGACAGCACUCAACCUGGUCUGAUCAAACUGUCUAGGUACUUAAUUUCUGAACGUGAAUAAAAUCUCCCCAGUAUGGGGCGAACAUAGCACAGUACAUGGCACAAUCUGAAUUGUGCUUCGUUCUCUCUCAGCCUUUGUACAGACAUCUGAUAUGUGCCUUUGAUAAAGAAACAGUUACCUACGGCUAUAACGUAUUUGACCAAAAUAACUGUAUUUAAUUUGAAUACAGGUAACUGGCCUAGAAUUCAAAUAAAAUAUAUUUGUCAAUAACACAAUAACCAUCAUUGUAUUCCCCCUCCCCACCAAAAAAACAAAGUCUGUUAUGAAAUAUUCCAAUAAAGUUAUUUAUGACUCUA
Molecule: messenger RNA, 2352 nt
Organism: Podarcis muralis (Common wall lizard)
Lineage: Eukaryota; Metazoa; Chordata; Lepidosauria; Squamata; Lacertidae
Source: RefSeq, a predicted model, not a curated record